AUGCCUAGCAAGAAGGCCAAGAUCCUCUUCCUCACAGCGCAACACGGCCAAGCCAACGUCCAUCUCGCCGUCAUCGCCGCCCUCCAAUCCGGCCUUCCCCUUCCGCUGGCUCCGGACCUCUCCAACAUCGAGCUCGACCUCCACCUCGCCUCCUUCCCACACUUGGCAAAGAGAGUCCCCACCGGCGUUACAUGGUGGGAGAUUGAAGGGAAAGGGUUUGCGCAGAGGUUUGAAGAAGAGUUUGGCAAGGCGGAGGGUGAUCGAAGAGCAUUUGACCUUCUGUCUUACUCUACCGGAUUCCUCUCUUCCCUCUAUGCCUACACUCAAAUCCUCCCCGUCGUCCACCCCGAAACCCCUUCCCAAUACCUCACCUCCUGCCUCUCCCUCGAAAACAUCCUGACCACCCUCUCCCCAGACUUGGUCGUGGUCGACCAGCUCUUUGCUGUCGCUAGAGACGUACUCGGAAAAGGCGACUGGAAAUGGAUAAGACUCUCGCCGAAUACGAUCAAAGAAGUCGCCGUAGUAGAACAAGGACUCGGCAUCUUUCGCUGGCCCGCUCUUUGUACCGGCCUCCCAUACCCCGUUCCUUACUCCCUCCUCCCCCUCAACAUCAUCUCUACUCUGUUUCCCCUCUUCCACAACCCCCUCAACCCCCUCUUGCGUGCGUUCAACACCGCCCGCCAUUCUGCGGGGUACAAAGGCCAGUUCCCCCUGCUUCACCCUGGUGAACCCACAGGUCGGCACAGCCGUGUCAUCUGUAUGUCCACACCCGGUUCCGAGAUUGAUGCUGUCUACCCGGGGAAGGAUAAAGUGGUCUGUGCUGGUCCUAUAUUGCUACCGGUCAGGCCUUUGGCAGAAGCUGAUCCCGAACUGCUCGAAUGGCUUGGUCCCUCCCAAUUAGUACUCAUCAACCUCGGCACCCACUUUCUCCAAACCUCCUCUUUCGCCAACGCCAUCCUCCACUCCAUCCUCACCCUCCUCACCCUCCGACCCGACUUGAAAGUCCUCUGGAAACUAUGCAAGUAUGGCGAAUACGAUAUCGACCUCUCCCUUCUCGGGGAUGUGUUGGGUAAGAGGGUGAGGGUGGUGGAAUGGUUGGAUGCAGAGCCGGGGAGUAUACUUCAUACUGGGAAGGUGGCGUGUUUUGUGAAUCAUGGGGGCUCGAAUUCGUAUCAUGAUGGACUUGCGGCGGGGGUACCACAGAUCAUCCUAUCAGCAUGGUUUGAUUGCCACGAUUUUUCGACGAGGGUGGAACAUUUGGGUAAUGGAGUCUGGGGUAACAAGCAUGCUGCGUGA
This is a messenger RNA of Cryptococcus wingfieldii CBS 7118, 1296 nucleotides long. RefSeq lists its product as hypothetical. Lineage: Eukaryota; Fungi; Basidiomycota; Tremellomycetes; Tremellales; Cryptococcaceae. The record is from RefSeq and is a predicted model, not a curated record. The coding region runs from base 1 to 1296 and encodes 431 amino acids. The transcript has 5 exons.